This is a messenger RNA of Sporisorium graminicola, 1656 nucleotides long. RefSeq lists its product as uncharacterized. NCBI's taxonomy places the organism in Eukaryota, Fungi, Basidiomycota, Ustilaginomycetes, Ustilaginales, Ustilaginaceae. Gene Ontology annotation, cellular component: cell cortex. Gene Ontology annotation, biological process: regulation of fungal-type cell wall organization; signal transduction; activation of GTPase activity. Bases 1 to 1656 code for a protein of 551 amino acids. The record is from RefSeq and is a predicted model, not a curated record. The transcript has a single exon. Gene Ontology annotation, molecular function: GTPase activator activity.
AUGCCAGCACCGCUGACCAAAGCCACCUCUCGCGGCAAUGCCUCGAUACAGAGCCACCCAGUCGGCACAAUCGAGCACAUCCCCAACACUGCCGCCGCUUCUACAUCACAGCUUGAGCCAGUCCCCUCGUGGCCAAAGAUGGGCGCAUCCCCUUCAGACGAGCACGCAUCCACCAAGGCCAGCUUGAGAGCCUGGUGGUCCUCCUUCACAAAGGGACGCAGCCAAAAGGACAAGAAGCAGGCCGACAACCGCGUCUUUGGCGUGCCUCUUCGCCAAUCGCUCAAAUACGCCAGUGUCGCCAUCUCGAUCGCCGGCGAAGACGGUCAGCAGUACGUCUGGGGUUACGUCCCUGUUGUCGUAGCCAAAGUCGGCCUCUACCUCAAGGACAAUGCUACCGAGGUCGAGGGGGUCUUCCGCAUUGCUGGCUCCCAAAAGAGGAUGAAGGAGCUCCAAGAGACCUUUGACAGCCCACCGCGCUACGGCAAGUCGGUUGACUGGUCCAAGUACAGCGUCCACGAUGCUGCCAGCGUCUUGCGCAGAUAUUUCAACCACAUGCCAGAGCCCAUCGUACCACACGACCUCUACACCGAGUUCAGAAACAUCCGUGCCAAGGACAACUUCGACGAAGAGGGCGCCAUCAAGACCUACCGCCUUCUCAUCUCGAGCAUGCCACCGGCCAGCCAGUAUCUGCUGCUUUACGUUCUCGAUCUACUCGCCGUGUUUGCCCGCAAGUCGGAUAAGAAUCUGAUGCCUUCGAGCAACCUUGCCGUCAUCUUCCAGCCGGGCAUGUUUUCGCAUCCAUCUCACCAGCUCUCGCCCAGCGAACACAAGCUGGCCGUCCAAGUGCUCGAAUUCCUCAUCGAUCACCAGGACCACUUUGUGCUCGGCAUGUCGCCUCAACCAGCCUCGCAGCUGCCUCCCAACGAGCUGACUGCCGUGUCGAAACCCAUCAAGGACGAGGACGUCUUGGUUCCCUCGGACAGCGACGAAGAACAGGGCGAGGUGCAGGUGCACGAGGGCGGAGGCGCGCGUCUGAUGCGCAGCAAGACGACCAAGCCAAAGACGAAAAAGUACAGUCUGGGCUUCUCUCGCCGUGCCAACGACGACGACAAUGUCAGCGACGUCGACGAGCUCUCACCGCAGGCUUCGGGAGCGUCUGGUAAGAGUCCAGUCAACGAGCAGCCUUCUACCGAUGUUAAGCCAGCAACGGGGCUGCGCCGAAGCCGGACCGCGCCAUCGCGAAAGAUCAUCGAUGGUGCGUCGCCAGCCCGCAAAGGCCGACGUCCGCGCGCCUCUGCGGGUGACAAGCGCGCUGCCGAGGAAGAGCAUCGCAGGAUCGUAGCGUCGCUCAUCCCACCACCUCCAGAGCCGAAAUCGCAUUCUAUGCAGAAGGCGGCCUCGUCUACGGGUCACACGCCGUCCAAGCCAUCCAGACCCUCGACCGAGACUAGACUCGCUUCGCCUGCUUCCACGCCGAUGCGGAAAGCAGUCUCGGUAACAGACUCGCCCGCUGCUCCGGCAUCCAUCGCAAGCGCCUCCUCGCCAGCACCCGUUGGCCAAGAUGCGACGGGUCUUCCUACCCCACCGCCGUCCAAGAUUCUUGGAGCAGAGGUGACGGCACCCUCGUCUUCGUCUAAGAAGGACGAGGUCGAAUGA